Molecule: messenger RNA, 3084 nt
Organism: Drosophila elegans
Lineage: Eukaryota; Metazoa; Arthropoda; Insecta; Diptera; Drosophilidae
Gene: Sirt7
Product: NAD-dependent protein deacetylase Sirt7
Molecular function (GO): NAD+ binding
Source: RefSeq, a predicted model, not a curated record
GAUAGUUGUUUACCUUUUUUUCCCUAAAAAAAGAAACAUUUACAAAACAAAAGUUGUCGCUGGAUUGCAAAUUACCAAUGGCCAGAGGCAUGCAGCUACAUGGCAAAUAAAAUGUAAGCGGAUAUCCUGCGCUGGAAACCACAUCACACUUUACCGUUCCCGGAUGCGCUGCACACUAAUUUGAGGCCCCGCAUAAUUGCCAAUUGUGCCGGAUCAUGGAGCAGGAUCAGGUCAAGGAUGUGGAGCAGGAGCAGCACAUGGAGAUGGAGCCGAAGCCGGAGAUGGACGUGGCGCAGGCUUAUAUAACACGGGCCAAGAUGAAUCCUGCCAAGAAGGACAAUGAGAAGCGGCGACGCAAGGAUGCCAUGCGAAGGGUGUCGAUGAUAUUGCGGAAAUGCGACUCGCUGCGCUCGACGAGCGACAGUCAGUUCCUGGAGAAGCAUCCGGACAUCGUGAAGGCGACGAAGAAGCGCAAGGAACGCGUGGAGAUCUACAAGGAGCGGGUGGUGGAACGCGAGGAUGCGCCGCACGUGAUCGAGGCGAAGGUGGAGCAGCUGGCCAACAUUAUUUCGCAGGCCAAGCACUUGGUUUGCUAUACGGGAGCCGGGAUAAGUACGGCAGCUCUGAUUCCAGACUAUCGCGGCAGCCAGGGCAUCUGGACGCUGCUCCAGAAAGGCCAGGAGAUCGGGGAACACGAUCUGUCGAGCGCGAACCCCACUUACACACACAUGGCACUCUACGAGCUGCAUCGCCGAAGACUUCUGCAUCAUGUGGUGUCCCAAAACUGCGAUGGCCUGCACCUGCGAUCCGGGCUGCCGAGGCAUUCGCUUUCCGAAAUCCAUGGGAACAUGUAUGUGGAGGUGUGCAAAAACUGCCGACCGAAUAGCGUCUACUGGCGCCAGUUCGACACCACGGAGAUGACCGCCCGCUACUGCCACAAGACCCACCGCCUGUGCCACCGCUGCUCGGAGCCGCUGUACGACACCAUUGUGCACUUCGGGGAGCGGGGGAACGUCAAGUGGCCGCUGAACUGGGCGGGAGCCACUGCGCAUGCGCAGCGGGCGGAUGUGAUCCUCUGUCUGGGCUCUAGUCUCAAGGUGCUCAAGAAAUACACAUGGCUGUGGCAGAUGGAUCGACCUGCCCGCCAGCGGGCUAAGAUCUGUGUGGUUAACCUGCAGUGGACGCCCAAGGACGGGAUAGCCAGUAUCAAGAUCAAUGGGAAAUGCGAUCGGGUGAUGGCGCAACUGAUGCACCUACUACACAUUCCAGUGCCCGUAUACACUAAGGAAAAGGAUCCCAUUUUCGCGCAUGCUUCGCUUUUGAUGCCCGAGGAGCUGCACACGCUAACGCAACCACUGCUGAAGAACGCCGACGAGGAGGAGGCCUUCACCACCACCACCGAGGAAACACAAGACUCGACCAUCUCCAGCGAGAGCUGCAGCUACAACUACAGCGACCUGCCCAUCGGAAAGGGUCCUCGCAUCCGCACACCCAUCAAGAAUGGACGAAGGGUCAAAACCAACCUGGAGCUGCGUCAGAAAUUCAAAGUGAUCAAUGGCCAGGAUGAGGAGAUUAAGGUGGAGGAGGCGGAAACCAAUGGGGAGGUAAAAACGGAGACUGACUCCAUCACGCAGCUUAAGGAUUCAUCCAUUAAAACAGAGACUGAAGUAAAACUGGAAAAAAUAGAAAGCCAGGACACCAAUUUUAAGCAAGAGUUGAAUCUUCUAGAGCUGCUGCCCAAGCUCGAACCUCUUUCCCUUAAAGAAGAACCAGAGGAGACGGUGAACAAUGGUUUCCUGGAGCUGCCCAAGCUAGUCGCCAUACAAAAAACUCAUGGGAAAAGUUUUAGUGCGCACCCUAUUGAGCUGAGAUUGGAGCCAGUUCAGCUGCCACCGCUGGUGCCCAUUGGAGCGCCGCUGUCGACGCCCUUUGUGGAGCCCAAGUUAGUGCUGCCGCCUGCCUUUCAGACGCUCAACAUUCAGGUCCAGAGCGAUGGCGACUCCACCACAGAGAAUGAGAACGAAGAGGAGGUGGAGGAGCAGGAGGAGAAAAUAGAACUGGCCCAGAUGGAUUUGCUAAGGCAGAACAGCGAUGAAGAGUUGCUCCGCCAGCUGCCGACCUGGUACGAUGCCAAGUACGCGUACUCCGGCCUGCACAGCAUCCUGAUACCGCCGCCAGCGGAUCUGAACAUCUGGAACUCGCAGGUGGUCCCGAACUUUGCGAUGAACCGAUCCGCCGCCAGCUGUGACUUCUGCUUCGAUCGCUAUGCGGAGCUAGAGUGCCAGUUCUAUCGGCGGUGGAACCUCAGCCAGCGCAAGCACAAGAAACGAGCCAGGAGCGGUCGGUUCGUGGUCUGCGAUUGCUGUCCAACGUCCGACGACGACGAUGACUAUGACGAGAAUAUAUCCCUGGCGCACAUCGCAGCGGCGGAAACGGCCAAGCGAAGGCAGCAGCUGAGCAAGUUUCCCCGGAAACUGGCACGCACCCAAGCGGGAUGGUAUGGCAAGGGCUACAAGAAGGGACGAAAACGAAGGUAGAUCGCCAAAUGCUGAACCCAAUCCUAUACGGCCGUGAUCCUAUCCCCAUAAACUAGGGUGGGUCGAAUUACUGAAGAGCUGGCAGCACAUCAUUGAAAACUGGAUUGUUUCUAGGAAUAAUUCAAGAUCUAGAGCAACAAAUUGACCUGCCCUAACCGAGACAUAUGCUCGCUUCAAUAGUAUUUUAGCUAUAGGAUAAUAAGUCAUAGCUUAGAAGGUAGUGCCAGCUAGCAUAGUUUGGGGUUACGUUUUCAUAAUUUAUACAAGUUUUUUAAUGUCACAUCUGCGUGUCCUUGUCUUUUAGGAUUAUAUUUUACCUACGUCAAUGUCACUCAGUUUUUGUCUAUUUUAAGUUAUUUAUUAAGUCUUUUAUUUAAUUAUGUAAUUGUGUAACUUAAUGUGUCUCAAUUGUGAAACUCUUGACUUUGUAUGGCAGUUUAUGUCAGUUAAUCAGUUAAAUUGCUUUUAUAUUUUAGGGUUUUAAUAACCACGCUUACAACCCAUCUUCCGCCCUUAAAUAUUUAAGUUAAAUAAACAAAAAAAGGCA